Oppia nitens is the source of this 1673-nucleotide messenger RNA. RefSeq names its product polyadenylate-binding protein 4-like. NCBI's taxonomy places the organism in Eukaryota, Metazoa, Arthropoda, Arachnida, Sarcoptiformes, Oppiidae. Gene Ontology annotation, molecular function: RNA binding. The record is from RefSeq and is a predicted model, not a curated record. The transcript has a single exon. Bases 252 to 1445 code for a protein of 397 amino acids. Gene Ontology annotation, cellular component: ribonucleoprotein complex.
AUUGAGUAACAAAAAAAACAUUAAUCGUAUGAUUUGUUUGAUUGAUUGACUCAUUGAAUGACUGAUUGAAUGACCAUUUAUUUCGUUCAGUUUUAUUGAACUGAAAAACAUACGAAUCAUACGAUUUUAUUAAACAUAUAUUUACUUAAAGUUUAGUCUUAUUUACAAUUGAUUUGAGAUUUUAUUUUAUUUUUUUAUUUUAAUUAUUUGUUAUCAAAUCCUAACGUAAAUUAUAUAUCAUAUUAAACAAAAUGAACGGCCAUUCGGACAAUCGUUCGGUAUUUGUAACUGAUUUGCAGCCGACGGUCACCGAAACGAUACUAUUGAAUACAUUUGCCGUUUGCGGUGCCAUCCGAUCGGUACGCGUGUGUCGCGACUCUAGUGGCCAAAGCCUCGGCUAUGGUUAUGUCAAUUUUCAUUCGGCAGAGGCGGCCAAACAGGCCAUCGAUGAGAUGAACUUUUGCGAAGUUAACGGCAAACCAAUUCAAGUGAUGGUCGUUCAGUCGACACAAGCGAUGAGAAGCUCUUCAAAUGCCAACGUCUUUGUCAAAAAUUUGGACAAAUCAGUGGAUACUAAGCGAUUGUACGAAACUUUCAGACCUUUUGGCGAAAUUGUUUCGUCAAAAUUGGCUCAAGAAGUGAGUGGUGUCAGCAAAGGAUUUGGUUUUGUUCAGUUCAAGACCGAAGAGAAUGCUAUUAUAGCCAUCGUUGCCAUGAAUGGCAAGUAUUUGAACGGAAAACAGUUGUUUUGUUCAAAAUUUAUGCCCAAAAGUGAGCGGUAUAGACAUUUGGCCGCUAAAAAUACUAACGGUAACAGUUUAGCCGCUAAUAAUGGUCAACAAGAGUUGGUUAACAUUUAUGUCCGCAAUCUUAGUCAAGAAUUUACAGAUGAUUUGCUCGAAAAAUUCUUCAAACGAUUUGGUCGUGUCAUUUGUGCCAAAGUCUUUCACAAACAGUUCAUUUCAUUUGGAUUUGUCGUAUUAGAGAACAGUGUUGUGGCCGACAUUGCCAUCAAAGAAAUGAAUGGAAAAACACUUCCCAAUGGAAAUCGUUUGUUUGUUAGUCGAGCCAUCAAAAUAACUAAGGAAUCGACUCGAAAACCAACUGUUAAACAAUGGAUAAGAAGUAAUGGUAAAUGUUUUGAUGGCCGAGACGUUUACGUGAAAUAUUUGGAUAACUUGUUAACUGAUCAGAGACUACAAGAAAUGUUUUCGUCAUUUGGCGAAAUCAAAACCGUUAAAACAAUGGGAUCGGGCUAUGGAUUCGUAUGCUUUUCAUCACCAGAAGCCGCACAAAGAGCUAUUCAAAACAUUAACAAUCAUUAUGUUUACAACAAAGCAAUAUUAGUUGAGAGUUUGGACACUAGAAAUUCAUUGCUGAAGAUUAAAUCAUAUCCAAUAAUGACCACUGGAUUUGGCCGCAAAUUGGCAAAGAAUGGUAUGUGAAGUGUAUAUAUGAAUAUCUAUUUUUGAUAUAACAAUUUGGCGGUAAAAUUAUCGGUAAAUCUAUUAGAAAUGAAAAUGUUUGCAUUUUUCUAACAAUAAUUGAAAAUACACAAUAGAUUAAUAAUGAUUGGGAAAUAUUUAUAGAAAAUUUUUUAAUGCUUUGUCAUUAUAUAAAUUAUUUAAUAGACACUCGAGUUUUUUUAUGUUAUUAAUAUAAUAUUUGUUAUU